Zychaea mexicana is the source of this 531-nucleotide messenger RNA. RefSeq lists its product as uncharacterized. The coding region runs from base 1 to 531 and encodes 176 amino acids. The transcript has a single exon. NCBI's taxonomy places the organism in Eukaryota, Fungi, Mucoromycota, Mucoromycetes, Mucorales, Lichtheimiaceae. The record is from RefSeq and is a predicted model, not a curated record.
AUGAGCUCACUCACUAGUCCUCCAAGGAUAAAGGACUUUGGUCCUGUCGAACAAUGGCAAAUUACGAUAACUUUAAAUCCACAACCUCGUACGAUCAUGUUUGCUUUCAAAGGCAAUUUAAGCUACUCCACUGCCUGCAAUAUCUUACAGCGAAAGUACGGCACAAAUUCAAUCCGUUUAUUGCAGAGAGUUCGAAUUAACCCAACAGACGUGUUAUCAAUCACCUACUACUCGACCCUUGUUGAAGUAGAAUUUUCUGACAACACCAUACGACAGCAAGUGAUUGCGCGAUCCGUACUGCGAGAACAACAUACUCAAUUACAGUAUAUCGACAACGACGACGACAACAAUAUUAAUGACGAAGAACCAACUGCUACGACAAUAGAUGUACGUGUGGUGCUGGCCUUACCUCUACUGAAUUUGAGAGCGUAUACCGUGGCAAAUGUACCAGUUGAGUAUUCAGAGAUGGUCUUUAUCAUGGUCUUUGAUACGCGGUUGAAAGGCGGCUCAAGAAUCUUGCGCGUGGUCUAG